Molecule: messenger RNA, 789 nt
Organism: Exophiala aquamarina CBS 119918
Lineage: Eukaryota; Fungi; Ascomycota; Eurotiomycetes; Chaetothyriales; Herpotrichiellaceae
Exons: 1
Coding region: 1-789 (262 amino acids)
Biological process (GO): maturation of 5.8S rRNA; maturation of LSU-rRNA
Cellular component (GO): Las1 complex; preribosome, large subunit precursor
Molecular function (GO): endonuclease activity
Source: RefSeq, a predicted model, not a curated record
AUGAGCAAGUGGAUUCCACCUCCUCCAUGGCGACACGAAUCAGAGCUCGCCAUGGUCCGAGAUUGGUUUUACGCUCAGCAUGCUAAGCUUGAUGCUUUUUCAACACCACCGGGUGACAUGCGCCAAAGAGCAGUCGACACCGUCAAUCUCUGGCUAUUCAAGGCCGGCCAGCUCCCUCCUGCUGUCUUGUCUACUGCAAACAUGACAGACGCCUUGAUUCAUCAUGACCAAGCACGGAAGCGGAUGACUGUGUGUGAGCAUGGACAAACCCCAGAAACAACGGGCGUCCCCGUCUCCAUGCCUGUGUCCGUGCAAGCCCUGCAGAGUAUCUACGCCAUGGCGUUUGCGAGGUUUGUCAAUGCCUUUGUGGACCGUGAUGUCGCUCGUUCUCGUGCUACCGAGUUGACGGCCCUGGACUCGGAUGAUGGAGAAGAUAUAAGGACGACAACGCUCACAGCUACUAAUAGUAGUGCCACCACAGGGGGUCGGGGUGAGAAUUCCAUGUAUGCCCUGGCCGCUACGAUUGGGAUGCCAGAGGCGUUUGUGGACCUGCGACACCAAGUCACCCAUGGCCAUCUCCCCAGCAUUGUCUACCUGAGGCGGAUGACUCUUAGUGCACUGGACUGGUUGUGGGAACGGUGGUGGCUGAAAAAUGCAACUGGUGAUCCGGCGAGAGCGCUAUGGAAGUUGGCUAAAAGAAGGAAAGUCUCAAUGGAAGCACGGAUGGCUACGACAGACAGCCGAGAGAGCCCCAGUCCGGACAGCUCAGUACCAGUGUCCCCUCAAUGA